Molecule: messenger RNA, 2982 nt
Organism: Fusarium redolens
Lineage: Eukaryota; Fungi; Ascomycota; Sordariomycetes; Hypocreales; Nectriaceae
Product: fungal-specific transcription factor domain-containing protein
Exons: 3
Coding region: 1-2982 (993 amino acids)
Biological process (GO): regulation of DNA-templated transcription; DNA-templated transcription
Molecular function (GO): DNA-binding transcription factor activity, RNA polymerase II-specific; zinc ion binding; DNA binding
Source: RefSeq, a predicted model, not a curated record
AUGGCUCUUUCGGCAGGUGCAACAGAUGCCCCUAACCUGGAUGCGAGCCGCAAGAACGUCUCCCCCAAAAGCCACACUGCGCGUCAAACCAGCAAACAACAAAUACGACAUCGCGCCUCUGUCGCCUGUGCAUCAUGUCGCGACCGAAGGAUUCGGUGCGUGGGUCUUGGGAACCAGACUGAAUGCACCGCUUGCUCAAAGUCCGGUACUGAGUGCAUCAUCAAGAAUGACGAUGAACGCAGACGACCUAUCUCCAAAGCAUACAUGUCGUCAUUGUCAGAUCGAAUCUCCAUGCUGGAAGGCUUACUUUUAGAAAAGGGUGUUGCGCCACCUCCUGCGACUCAUCCUCCGAAGACAAGGCGCGAUUUUCAAGACAGCGUAACGAGUACAGCGGGUAACCUAGACCUAUCGCCACAGUCUGAUCCAAGGUCCAUGGGGAACGAAGACCACUCCUUGCCGGAUUCUCACGUUGAUGAUUUUGCAAUACAUGAGAAUAAGUCCGGGGCUGGGAAUCAACGUGAGAAACGACAGCUGCAUUCACGUUCGAACGAGGAUUCGCCGUUUCGUGUCUUAGACUCAAAUCAAGAGGACAUUGUCCAUCGACUCCUAUCUACAAAAGGCAACCUUUCAUUCGACCAAAUCUCUGGACAACUACGUUUCUUCGGUCCUACUGCCAACAGCCAUGUUUAUGCUGAAUCCACAAGCCUAUCUGAUACUUGUGAGCCGCUGGAGCAGAUUCGCCGAGCAGAGAAGAUCAUUCAAUCAUUAAGCCGCGAGACACACGACUAUCUCAUAGAUCAAUUUUUCCAAUAUUACAAUUCGGUUAUCCAGAUCAUUGAUCGAGCUGCUCUUGAAGCCGAUCGGAUAUUAAAAUCUUCCAAGUUCUACUCUCAUUUCCUUUACAUGGCAGUAUUGGGCAUGGGAUAUCGUGCAGCCGAUAUGGAUAGAGACGAUAUGCGCAAAAUCACAGUGAAUCCACGAGAAAGCACGCUCCAUCGAGAAGCCAAACGCAUGCUCGACAUCGAGCUCGAGCGCCCAGGUGGAAUCCCUAGUGUCCAAGCCUUACUGCUACUUGGUGAUCUUGAGUGUGGUGUUGGCAGAGAUAACACUGGUUGGAUGUAUUCUGGAAUGGCAAAUCGCCUUGCUUUUGAUAUCGGUCUACAUCUCGACUGCACAAGUAACAUAUCUGAACAAGAUAACAAGAUUCGAAAUAUGGUCAUGCAAGCGUGCGUUAUCUACGAUCGAUAUUGGGGACUAUUCCUGGGCCGUCCUCUUGCUAUUAAAAGCCAAGAUGUUAACUCCCUCUCAAGCCGAUUUUCACAACUUGUUUCCUUCGGACUUGACGCUCCCAAACUGGAUUUGACCACCGAAAUCUACGAACAGCUCAUCGAGCUAAUGGAACUAGCGGGCCUUAUUGUAGAAAUACGAGAUCUAACUAGUUCCAAUAAAGCUGUGGAACAGAAUGGCAUGUCUGCUACAAAUGAAGCAGAGGAAAACAGGUACUUACAGGUCAUCAAUCUCGACAGGCAGCUUCAAAACUGGUAUCGGCGAUUGCCCGAUCGCAUGGCAUGGAAGCCAAGCAAUGUCAAGACAGCUCCUUACAGCUUUUUUCUAUUACAUCAGCAAUAUCAUGUAACUAUGAUUUUGCUCCAUCGACCAUGGACCAAGUAUGGUUCAAUAUCAGGGGACAGCGCUAGCACAGAGUCACAUCCCAGUCCCGACAGUGAUAGAAUGGCAAAUCCUGAUAGUCCCGGACACCAUCUCGGCCACACCACAGAAGGUUCCUCGAUGUCGACAGAUGAUCGUCAACGGGCUGUCCACGGGAGUCGCACGUCUUUAGCACGCAGUAUAUGCACCCAGCAGGCGAUACGCGUUGCCCGCAUCUUCUGGCAGCACCGUCAGCGGUUCGACGGACGCAAGGUUUUCAUAACUGGGAUCCAGCAUGCUGGUACUGCGUCUAUCGCAUUGAUCGCUGCACUCGCGUAUCAGCGUAACGAGCCAAAUUGCCAAACUUAUAUCGGCUAUCUCGAGAUUCUAUUUGAUGCUGUUAGCGAUAUGAGUACCACAUAUCAUCCAGCCAGUAGGAUGGAUGAUUUACUCAAAGCUGUGCUUGAACAGCUUCGGAGAAACAUGAGCGAUGACUCACGGUCGCGUAGUGGUAGCACGGGUCACCAACCCGUCAGUGGGGGAGCCAGCAGCGCGAGAAGUGGUGACUCUCUCGACAGCAAUCCAUCGGCCCCCGUUGUUCCAGUCAGGCGAGAAGCGGAUGCAGAGUUCAGCCAACCUCUCAAGAAGAGAUGGCCAUCUGUUUACCGACAAGCCUCAGACUUUGCUUCGUCCAAGCCGUCGUUUCUUGGUAUGCCGUCGCAACCCACGCCAUCUCUUGCUGAUAAAGUCUAUGGCAUGCCAUAUGGUCAACAAAGUCAACCACCGCUUGACUCAAUCCUUUUCCCUAUGAGCGUUCACAGCCAACCAGACCAACUUGACCUAGGCUUGGUGGGUGGAAAUGCUGUCAACGUGCAUCAUACCGGAAUUGCUUCGGGACACAUGGUAGGGGGGAUGAACAAUACGAGCAUCUCCAAUCCAUUAUCAGACAAUUGGGGUUUGCCUAACUCGCAGCCGUCUUUUGCUCAGGGUCACUUUCAUGGUGCCAUCGACUGGACGUCUGGUACUGCUGGUCUCAGUGCCAGUUCAGUCUCGAACCAGAACGCUGCCAUGUCGACUGGCAUUAUGUCAGGAAUGGUCGGUUUUGGCUCAAUGAAGGAACCAGGAAAGUUUGGAAACAAUGAGUGGAGUAUGCAUGAGCCAGCAUCAAACAAGCUCCCUCAUAUUGGAGCAAACUGGACCAGUGGUAGCGUAGAGUCAGUGGGUUCAGGGAGUAUGUAUGAGUACGGUCAAAACAUGGGCAAGGCAAUACGUGUUGAUAAAGAAAAUAACGACGAACAGAGAGGUUAUUCUCUGGACUUUGGCAGUUUUGCCUAG